CAGCUAUAAAGAGAACAAGAAAAAAAUGAAUUUCAAACUUCAUAUUGUAUGUACAUUUUAAUCUUUUAAAACGGACCUGGAAAAAACACAGCAAUUUCCAGUUGGAUGAGUAUAUUUAAUGAUGAUGAUAAAUCCUAUGCCUUUAUAAGCUGGGCCAGUAUUAUAGCCAGACUUAGGCUGGACGAGAAGUAGGACACACCAUGAGUCCUGGCAGCAAAAACUCGGCCACACAGGGUAGAAUUCCUGGAAGGAAUUACUUUGUGGCCAGGGUGGUAGAGAUGCCUCGAGGCCGGGCAGCGAGGUGAACUGGCAGCCGCUGCAGGAGCAAGGAGCUGGGGGAGAGGGGCUUGGACAGAGCUGGGACAGGGGCUCAGUUCAAGUCACGCUUGGUCACAGAGGAAUAAGCUGUGUGUGUGUCGCCAUAAGAAGGGAGGUUUGGUGCCAAGAUGCUAGCUGAGAACGCCAGUGUCCCCGGCUUUGGAUCAGUGCUUGAAGCUUCAGGUCAAAGUGCACAUGUCAGCUCUGAAGGUUCCAAGCAGGUGUGGGGCAGGAUGGCGAGGGGUGUCUGCCUGCUGCUGGCUCCUUGUGAACUCUGACCAGACACUAAAAACAUCCGAGCUAGCUGAUGAGGAACACAAGAAGUUUCCUGCAAUCUUUGCCCCUUAAAAAAGGAAUGUGUUUGUCUAUGUUGCAUGUGCUAUGUGCUGAUAUGUUUAAAGAUGCUUGAACUAUUAUUAUAGUAAAAUUCCAUCUAGCUAGACUCCAACUUUCUGAUCUGAAAGUAACUACAAAGGUAAGUAAAAAUUAACUUUUAACAGUAAAGAGCAGCUCUAAAAGAGUUGGCAAUAAAUGAAUGACUGCAGGGAACAGACGCCUUGAAGACCUGCUGUGAUUGGUCAGGUUGCCAUGAGUGCCCUGCUCACUUGACAAAGUUCAGAAAAAGCUGGCCUGGGUACAAAAGCUACUCCAGUGUGUUUAAUGUAAGCAUACAGUACGCUUUUUUUUUUUUUUUUUUAAACUAUUGGCACUUGAAAGGUUAAUGUCCAUUGCCUGAGGAUUAACUCUGUCUAGAAUAGCACAGGAUUCUAGGUAGCCAGGCUUUUACUGUGUUGUUCAUGAUGCUGCUUUGGACUCUUAUUAAGGCUUCCAAACGAUGGUCUGUUGGCAGAAGAGGAGCCUGGAUUUGGGUGAUCUGCCUGGGUUGGAACGGUGGGAAUAACUGGGAUUUGAGGCAGAUUGAGGCGGCAAGCCCACCUCCUAGGAGUGGCCUUCCAACAGACAGUUUGGUGAUCCAGGACGUGCCCCAGCUCUAGUGAUGCAGAUUGCCUUUCUGCUCUGGAACCUCAUCCAUGCCUCAGACUUGCUCCUCUCAACCUGAGACUGCGUGGAAACUGGGAUGUGGGAAGCAGGAAGCAGAGAUAGUGGUAACUGAGAGGCCCAUGUCUGGGUAGAACCAGGUCCGGGACCACAACGCUGCCUCCCCCCUGGCCUGGCGGUCAGCUGCUGUGGCUCUGCUGAUGUGCUCAGCACCGUCCUUCUAUUUGUACUUAAAUGGCACAGCAUUUGGUCAGCGCAUCUGAAAAGGAAGGUGUGAGAGACAAAGCCCAUGGCCACCUACCCCUGCCAAUUAUGUGGCAAGACGUUCCUCACCCUGGAGAAGUUCACUAUCCACAAUUAUUCCCACUCCAGGGAGCGACCUUACAAGUGCUUGCAGCCAGACUGUGGCAAAGCCUUCAUUUCCAGAUAUAAAUUAAUGAGGCACAUGGCUACCCACUCGCCCCAGAAAUCCCACCAGUGUGCUCAUUGUGAGAAGACUUUCAACCGCAAAGACCACCUGAAAAACCACCUCCAGACGCACGACCCCAACAAAAUGGCCUUUGGGUGCGAGGAGUGCGGGAAGAAGUACAACACCAUGCUGGGCUACAAGAGGCACCUGGCCCUGCACGCGGCCAGCAGUGGCGACCUCACCUGCGGGGUCUGUGCCCUGGAGCUAGGGAGCACGGAGGUGCUGCUGGACCACCUCAAGGCCCACGCCGAAGAGAAGCCCCCGAGUGGAGCCAAGGAGAAGAAGCACCAGUGCGACCACUGCGAAAGAUGCUUCUACACCCGGAAAGACGUGCGGCGCCACCUGGUGGUCCACACAGGCUGCAAGGACUUCCUGUGUCAGUUCUGUGCCCAGAGGUUUGGGCGCAAAGACCACCUCACGCGACACACCAAGAAGACACACUCACAGGAGCUGAUGAAAGAGAGUCUGCAGUCCGGAGACCUUCUGAACACCUUCCACUCCCUCUCUCCCCAGUUCCAGCUGAAGGCCGCCCCGCUGCCUCCUUUCCCUUUAGGGGCUCCUGCACAGAACGGGCUUGCAAGCGGCCUGCCAGCUGAGGUACACAGCCACACCCACGGCCCCUCGGAGCAAACCUCCCAGCCUGUGCCAGCGCUGCCAGAGCUCCUGGCCCCGCUCCACCCCGUAGCAUCCCCCAGCUCUCCUCCCCCACCCCUCCAGAAUCACAAGUACAACACCAGUUCUACCUCAUACUCCCCACUUGCAAGCCUGCCCCUCAAAGCGGAUACUAAAGGAUUUUGCAAUACCAAUUUGCUUGAGGACUUGCCUCUGCAAGAGCCUCAGUCACCUCACAAGCUCAACCCAGGUUUUGAUCUGGCUAAGGGAGGUGCUGGUAAAGUAAACCUGCCCAAGGAGCUACCUGCAGACGCUGUGAACCUAACAAUACCUGCCUCUUUGGACCUUUCCCCUCUGUUGGGCUUCUGGCAGCUGCCCCCUCCUGCUCCCCAGAACGCCUUUGGGAACAGCAGUCUCAGCCUGGGGCCCGGGGAGCCUCUGCCCCCCAGGUUAAGCUGUCUGGGGCAGCAGCAACAGGAGCCCUCCCUGGCCAUGAGCGCCAUGAGCCUGGGCCAGCUCCCCCUGCCUCCCCUCCCCCACGUGUUCCCGGCUGGCACUGGUUCAGCUAUCCUGCCUCAUUUCCACCACGCGUUCAGAUGACUGGUUUUAAAGCGUACCUUUCUUAUUCUGGAAGAUGUUUUAAGAAGCAUUUUAAACAAGCAUCAGUUAUGAUACAAGGAAAGAGUUAGUUAGAAAGCAGGACUGGAAUAUGGCUUAUUCAGUGAUGACUGGCUUGAGAGAAGAGAGUUCUCGAACUGCAUGUAUUGUGCCAAUCUGUCCUGAGUAUUCAUGCUUUGUACCAAAUUUAAUAAGCAAGUAUUCUUUAAUGGAACUGCAACCAUUGUCAUAACCGACAUCCAUACGAGGGCUGCUAUAUAUAGGUGUUUGUCAAAUUGAACUUAAUCGUAAGCCAUGAUCAUAAUAAUGUUAACUAAAUAACUUUAUGUGGCACUGCCUAGUAAGGGAACUAUGGAAAGGUUUGGAUUUCUCCAAAAUGGGAGAAUUUUUAAAAUAAGAAAAUAACCUUUAUAUUGCAUAUUAUGACUAGGCUGUGUAUUUCUUUUCAGGGAUUUUUCUACCUUCAGGGUUGGAUGUAGUUUAGUUACUAUUGCCAUAGCCAACCUAUAGUUUUACAGAAACAAUUUCUUGUGGAAUAAUAGAUGUCUCCAUUUUAAAAAAGCAUUUUAAAUGUAGUUUGAAUAUUUUCCACAGGAUGCUACAAUGUGAGUUAUCACUUCAUUUAUCUUAAAGACUAAACUGAUUGUCAGUUACAUCUGACAGAAAAAAAAAAAAAAAAAUCACUGUGUAACCAGGUUAAGCGGUAAAAUAAUCCAGGCGUCAGUCAAAAAAGGCAUUUUACUGACUUUAAUAUUGAUUAUAUUUUUAACAGGAAUUUAAGAAUAUUACUGGAAUUAAAAAAAUAUAUAUAUAUAUAUAUAUUAAACAAGAAUUUCCUUUGCUCUGUCUGGCUUAAAAUACUACUCUGCUUAAGUAUUUUUAAUCACCAAUAAGUAAAUGCAUUUUAAAAUUCAUCAUUUAAGUCAAUAUUAGUUUUAUUCAAAAAAGAUAACGUUUUACAAUGUAACUAUAAUCUAUCUCUUGAAUUUGGUAUCUAAUGAGUUUUUAAAAUAUAAAACCUAACCUUUUUUUAAAGCUCCUUUGUCUUUUGUGUUUAGAGGCUUUCUAUAUGAAGAUAUAUCUUACGUAUAAUAAACUACAAAUUCUGCACGUGGCUUGAUUAAUUUUUAUAUACAACCACACCGCGGAACUAUCCACACUGAGACAGAAAACGGUUCCAGCUCCUUGGCUGGCUCCCUCAUGCCCCCUCCUGGCCAUUACAUCCCCUGCAGAAACUACUAUUCUGACCUCUAGUCAGCAUCUAUUAGAAACUAAACCCGCCCCCCCAACCCUUUUUUUUUUUUUGAGUAAAAUAAUUAUGAUUUAAGGUAGGAGCUUAUAUGCUUCAUUAAAUUCACAGUGCUAAGAACUUACUUUUAUUCAGAAACAAACAUUCUGAAUCCUUCCAGAAAGAAUGCUAUGUAACUUACUUACUAUUUCUGAUAUAUAGGUCAGAAUACUAGCUACUGAAGUUUUGGCUAGGCUACCAUGAUCCCAUUUUACAGUAGUGUUUACUAUUAAUUUCUAGUACAAACUAGAAGUUAUUGCAUAUUGGGAUUUCUUCAGAAAAUAUUUAUUAUGCCCCCAUAAUACUGUUUAUUUUUGCUUGUUUUACCUCUAAAUAGGGUGGGGGUGGGCAGAGAAAGGGAAACCUUGAGUUCGAUUACCCAUCAAAGCAGCAUAUUAGCCAAAUGUGAGAACCGUGGUUCCCAGUCCUUAAAGGUGGUGCUGGUGAGCAUGAAGGGCGGGAGGCCCUGUAGAUAAGCUAUACCUGGGGCUGCACUGCGGCAUGUGUGGGACUGACAUGGUGGGUCCUUAAACUACGGUUUCACUUGCAGGGAAGAAAUGAGACAGGGACACAGGUUACCUCGUCAGUAGGAAUCUACUGCUCUGGGAUGUCUCAGUUCCCAAAUCCACUCUUACCUCUC
Molecule: messenger RNA, 4944 nt
Organism: Physeter macrocephalus (sperm whale)
Lineage: Eukaryota; Metazoa; Chordata; Mammalia; Artiodactyla; Physeteridae
Gene: PLAGL1
Product: PLAG1 like zinc finger 1
Exons: 3
Coding region: 1607-2998 (463 amino acids)
Biological process (GO): regulation of transcription by RNA polymerase II
Cellular component (GO): nucleus
Molecular function (GO): RNA polymerase II cis-regulatory region sequence-specific DNA binding; DNA-binding transcription factor activity, RNA polymerase II-specific
Source: RefSeq, a predicted model, not a curated record